Molecule: messenger RNA, 1603 nt
Organism: Varanus komodoensis (Komodo dragon)
Lineage: Eukaryota; Metazoa; Chordata; Lepidosauria; Squamata; Varanidae
Gene: RPF2
Product: ribosome production factor 2 homolog
Exons: 10
Coding region: 401-1219 (272 amino acids)
Biological process (GO): maturation of LSU-rRNA from tricistronic rRNA transcript (SSU-rRNA, 5.8S rRNA, LSU-rRNA); ribosomal large subunit assembly
Cellular component (GO): nucleolus
Molecular function (GO): rRNA binding
Source: RefSeq, a predicted model, not a curated record
CCACAGAUAAGUUUUCUUCUGGUUAAAUCUGCACACGAGGAGGUCAGAUACUAUUAUUUAGAUAAUUGUUCGUGUGACAGGGUUGUGAUUUUGGCUGAUUGAUGAAUAGUAGGAGAGAUUUUGUACUAAAUAUAUAUGUAUGUAUGUAUAUAUAUAUAUAUUUAAGGAAACUGACUGGUUGUUUCUGGACUGCAGUUGCCAUCGUCUCUGACCAUUGCCUGUGCAGGCUAAGACCAAUGGGAGAUGGAGCCUAACAAAUCUGGAAGGCAGCAGUUCUCAGCCCUGCAUUAGUAGAACUGCAUGCUACAGUGUAAUAUUCUAGUUAAAGCCCAAAACUAAGAGGGCCAAACGGUUUCUGGAGAAAAGAGAGCCAAAGCUCACAGAAAAUACCAAGACUGCUAUGCUAAUAAAAGGUGGCAAUGCGAAUUCAACAGUGACUGAAGUGCUGAAAGACAUUUACGCUCUGAAAAAGCCUUUUGCUGUUUUAUAUAAAAAAAAAAAUAUUACAAGACCCUUUGAAGAUCAGACCUCACUGGAAUUUUUUUCUAAGAAGUCUGACUGUUCUUUAUUCCUGUUUGGAUCACAUAAUAAGAAGAGACCCAGUAACCUUAUAAUAGGUCGCAUGUACGAUUAUCAUGUUCUGGAUAUGGUUGAACUGGGCGUUGAGAAGUUUGUAGCACUCAAAGAAAUCAAGAACAGCAAGUGUCCUGAAGGAACGAAGCCCAUGCUGAUAUUUGCAGGCGAUGCUUUUGAUAUCAGUGAAGAACACAGAAGAUUAAAAAGUCUUCUAAUUGAUUUCUUCAGAGGCCCUGUUGUGCCCAGUAUUCGUCUGGCAGGUUUAGAACAUGUUCUUCAUUUCACAGCUGUGGAUGAUAAAAUCUACAUGAGAAGUUACAAAGUAUUGUUGAAAAAGUCUGGUUGCAAAAUACCAAGGAUUGAACUUGAAGAUAUGGGGCCCUCACUAGACUUGGUGAUCAGGAGGACACAUUUGGCAUCAGAUGAUCUUUAUAAGUUGUCUCUAAAGCAGCCUAAAGCCCUCAAGCCAAAGAAGAAGAAAAAUAUAUCUCAUGAUGUCUUUGGCACAAAAUAUGGGCGGAUACACAUGCAGAAACAGGAUCUGGAAAAAUUACAGACAAGGAAAAUGAAAGGUUUAAAGAAAAGGCCAGCUGAAAAGAAGACUGAAGAUGGAGAGAGUCCAAAGAAACCAAAGCUGGGGUGAUGGGAUAGGACUGAACAGUACACUCAAGUUAGCUGCUGUUUGAUUUUUUAACUCAAAUAAUAAACUUCUGAAAUUUAUUUUGAAUAAGAUUUCAGGCAAACUGUUCCUCUUUGCUAUUCCAAAUAAUUGGGAUGUUUUUAAAGGGAGGAAAAUUCAUAUAGCUUCAUUGUUUCAUUUGGACAAGUUUCUUCUGAUAACCAUUUAGAAAAGUUACUUCCAUAAUAGCUUCCAGCCAUUAUAGAUGGCCAGCGCUCUUCCUUUUACCUUUAGUUCUUGUCAGUACCUUUUCAACAUGUUAAUGUACAUUUAAAAACACAGUACAGUUACUGACAGAGUGUGUUUGUACUCUGUAUAAUUUUUUAAAAAUAAACCUUUCACAUAUUA